AUGGUCUACAUAAAUCCACUAUUGUCCACCAGUGGCCUGACUUCAACUCAGCUUGGGGUCACCGCUCUUGCUGCCCACAUAUCUUCCACAAUUGCUCGGCUCGUCAUUGGACCAAUAGCCGAUGGCACGAAACAUCGUCACGUGGUAUUCUUCCUGCUAUCACUUGCAACAGCGAUGUUCAUACUUUCGUUCUUCGCCUUUCCACGAAUGACCGAAUAUGUCUUUGAUGGGAAGGUUCAUGAGGAUGGUGUUUUCGUUCCUCAUGUCGUGUGGAGCUCAAACGGAACAGAAAGUAAUUACUCAAACAAGUAUUCAUCCCAGAAAAUUUGUUGGCCACGGUCCAUAGAACAGUGCAAUGUAAUGAACAACGGAACGCGCGAAUGGAAUUUCAAACUUGGGUUUCGGCUUCAGAAGAAUGACACAAACCUCAUGGAUGUCAAAUACAUCGUCACAAACGGAACUUUGUGGAUGACUGAUGCCACAACUAACGCGAGUAAAAAUGCCCGCAUAUUUUGUCGUUACACACAUCCGGUAGAGGAAGAAGCUUGCCACAAACUUCGUAACACAGUGAAAGGUGCCGCAACCGUUUCGAUUUUCCUCAUGGCAAUUGUCCUCCGAUCGCUUGUCACCAUGACCCAUUCAUCUAUCCCAAAUCUACUGGAUUCAACAACCUACGGGAUUCUGGAGGAGCACAAAGCACACAUGUACGGUCGGUCCCGUGCGUUUGGAUCAGCUGGCUAUGUGGCUGCAGCGUUAUCCACUGGUCUAUACAUCUCUUCUAUAUCAAAUCAGUUCAGUCCUCCUAGCAAUCAACCAAACCCAGGUUUUGCUUCUAUCCAACAUAGUGAGGAAAAUACUGUCGACUACAAGCCGACCAUUAUUCUUGGGAGCAUUUUCGCAUUCCUUGGGGCAAUCGUCGGCGGAAUUCCUUCCUCCGGCAUAAAACCCGUCACAAUUAAUCUGAGAAAAGCCAUUUUAAUUGGGAUUCGGUCUCCAGCAAUGAUCAAAUGUUCAAUCAACUCCUUUCUCUCUGGUCUCGUUUACUCCUAUUUAUUUGAGUUCUACUUUUUCGUUCUUACCUCUGAAUACAACGUUCCACCGUAUUUUAUCGGAUUUCUUGUCUUGUCUGUAAUGAUAGGAGAAGUGCCGGCGUUUUUCGUUGCAGGUUCUCUAGUGAAACGCUUUGGAGAAACUGCUUGCAUUGCAGCCGCCCAUAUUUUGUUCGGGUUACGUGUACUGUCAUUUGGUGUAUUUUCCAAUUAUUUGUGCUAUAUUGGUUCCGAGAUUCUAUUUACCACUGGAUUCUCGCUUCUCUACACGGCCUUGAUUAUGCAGGCUGGAUCUGCUGGACGCAAUGCUGAAGCAGAGGCUGGUGAUGUUGUCGCAAGUAUGCAUGCUCUGAUGAACGCUAUCCUCUUCAGUAUAACCUCUUGUAUAGGUGGACCUAUAUGGGGUGUGCUUUUGGAUCGCUUUACCGGGAGGCAACUUUUUUAUGCUGCCUCAGUGUCAUCCUUUGUUCUUGCAGUCUUUACUCCCGUCAUCGCCUACUUUAUAGACCUCUGUUUUUGUGAUUCGAAGGAGAAGGACAUUUUAGUGGAACCGACAGAUGUUGUGAAGAUUGAAAUAGAUAAAAAUGGAUUCAACGGUACAUCAUUUACGUAA
Opisthorchis viverrini is the source of this 1662-nucleotide messenger RNA. RefSeq lists its product as hypothetical. The transcript has 4 exons. The coding region runs from base 1 to 1662 and encodes 553 amino acids. NCBI's taxonomy places the organism in Eukaryota, Metazoa, Platyhelminthes, Trematoda, Opisthorchiida, Opisthorchiidae. Gene Ontology annotation, cellular component: membrane. The record is from RefSeq and is a predicted model, not a curated record.